Messenger RNA from Aedes aegypti (yellow fever mosquito), 2407 nucleotides. RefSeq names its product electron transfer flavoprotein-ubiquinone oxidoreductase, mitochondrial (gene Etf-QO). Gene Ontology annotation, molecular function: electron-transferring-flavoprotein dehydrogenase activity; iron-sulfur cluster binding. Gene Ontology annotation, cellular component: mitochondrial inner membrane. Lineage: Eukaryota; Metazoa; Arthropoda; Insecta; Diptera; Culicidae. The record is from RefSeq and is a predicted model, not a curated record. Gene Ontology annotation, biological process: electron transport chain. The transcript is spliced from 4 exons. Bases 414 to 2231 code for a protein of 605 amino acids.
UCAGUCAGUGUUGUUGGCUAAAAUGUCAUGCCACUUUGUUGGCUAAUCAUUAUUGUGUUAUCGUUCGUAUACGAAUUAACUUGUUAAAUUCUACUCCUUCUGUUUAUUCAAUUGCAAUCAAUUACUGUUAAGUUUAUUUCAUAGACGCUAAUUGCUACUAUUUCGAUGCAGUGAUCGUGAACAUCUUGUAUUUACGGGUAUCCUCACGCGAGUAGAUUAGGUGCUAAGUCCGACUAAGAUCUUUUGUCUUCCAUAUCUGUUUAUAGAUUAGGUGCAAAGUUUAUCUCUCUACGUUUCGUUGCGCUAAAGAAAAGACAGCAGCUGAUUUUGUUUUGUGAAACGAAUAUUAUUGCUUGAAUGCAUAAUUUGCUCUAGUGUUGUUAUAUAAUUGAUUUAGUGAUAAGGAAUCAAUCAUGGCCAGGAAUAUUCUACAACUGUCGAAAUUUCCGCGAGUUCUUUUAAACUCCCACCGUAACUAUUCCGAGGCAUCAGCACAAUUUCCGAAAAUUACAACUCACUACACUCUGAACCCACGAGACAAGGAUGAAAGAUGGGCAGAAGUCGACAUGGAACGUUUCGCCGACGAAGCCGAUCUUCUGAUUGUUGGAGGUGGUCCUGCUGGAUUUUCAGCAGCGAUCCGUGCCAAGCAGAUUGCCGCUGAGAAGGGACAGGAAAUUCGGGUGUGUCUGGUAGAAAAGGCCUCUGAAGUGGGCGGUCACAUACUUUCUGGGGCUUGUCUAGAUCCCGUUGCUUUGAACGAACUAAUUCCCGACUGGAAGGAGAAGGAAGCUCCCCUGAACACUCCGGUCACCCAUGAUAAAUUCUCGUACCUGACGAAGAGUGGUAAAUUGCCAAUCCCCAUCUUUCCGGGCUGGCCUAUGGAUAACCGAGGAAAUUACGUGGUUCGAUUGGGUCACGUAGUAGCAUGGCUCGGUCAGCAGGCGGAAGAACUUGGAGUUGAAAUCUACCCUGGUACUGCAGCAGCGGAGGUUCUCUUCCAUGAAGAUGGCUCCGUGAAAGGAAUUGCGACUGGCGAUGUGGGCAUUUCCAAGUCUGGUGCUCCAAAAGACACUUUCGCAAGAGGCAUGGAAUUGCAUGCUAAAACCACCAUCUUUGCCGAGGGAUGCCGAGGUCAUUUAUCUAAACAACUAAUGACCAAGUUUGGCCUAAAUGCUGAAAACGAUCCUCAAACCUACGGAAUUGGUUUGAAGGAAGUAUGGGAGAUUAAACCGGAGAAUCACAAACCAGGCUUAGUUGAGCACACCAUUGGGUGGCCACUGGAUAAAAAUACCUAUGGUGGUUCUUUCUUGUACCACUUGAGGGAACCAACGCCACUCGUUUCAGUUGGUUUUGUAAUUGGGUUGGAUUACGUAAACCCGUACAUUAGUCCGUUCCAGGAGUUCCAGAGAUUCAAAACCCAUCCCAAGGUGCGUACAGUCUUCGAGGGAGGCAAUCGCAUUGCAUAUGGAGCACGUGCCUUGAAUGAAGGUGGCUUCCAAAGCCUUCCGAAGCUCACGUUCCCUGGCGGAUGCUUGGUUGGAUGCGCUGCCGGUUUCAUGAACGUGCCUCGUGUGAAGGGAAGCCACUAUGCCAUGAAGAGCGGCAUGCUGGCGGCUGAGAGUGCCUGUGAAGCUAUUUUAUCUGGUGCCACUCAGGACAAAACAGGACUGGAACCGAAGGACUAUCCUGACAGAAUCAAAGAAUCGUAUGUGUGGAAGGAUCUGUACAAGGUUCGAAAUGCCCGCCCAAGUUUCCAUAAUGCAUUGGGGCUGUUUGGCGGUGUGGCUUACAGUGGAUUUACUCUGCUGGUCGGAGGACGCGAGCCGUGGACCCUCAGACAUGGCGCUCCAGAUCAUACGCGCUUGAAACCGGCCAAGGAAUGCAAACCAAUCGAAUACCCUAAACCCGACGGAAAGAUAACGUUCGAUCUGCUUUCAUCGGUAGCGUUGACCGGAACAAACCACGAAGGUGACCAGCCGGCACAUUUGACCCUGAAGGAUGACACCAUUCCGGUAAAGAACAAUCUCGCCAUUUAUGACGGACCGGAAGCUCGUUUCUGCCCAGCCGGUGUGUACGAAUUUGUACCGAACGAAGAGGGUGGCAACAUGAAACUGCAAAUUAAUGCACAAAAUUGCAUCCACUGCAAGACAUGCGACAUCAAGGACGUAACGCAGAACAUCAACUGGGUCGUUCCCGAAGGUGGCGGCGGCCCUGCCUACAACGGAAUGUAACUGUGCAAUACCUACCUCUUUCCCUUCUUGAAGCAUUUAUCCGAAGCGCAUGCCCGAACCGUACCCGAAUUUUGUAACUUGUGUUAUUAGGAUAGCCAAAUUUGAGAUGUACUGAUUUCUUUCCUUCGUAAUUGGAAUAAACAUUGUCGUCCAGCGAUGAGAACUACUUUUGCAAA